GUCACAAGGCACAAGGCACAAGGCACAAGGCACAGCACAGCACAGCGUUUAUCUCUCUCAUUUUGUAGUACAGUAUGAAAGCAGUUGUUGUGAUUGUGAUGCUCCUGUGCUCCUCCAGCAUUGUGACAUCCCUGAGAGCCCCUGAGCCAGAGCCAGAGCCUCCAUCUCCAGCGCCAACAUCCUCCCCAUCGACACUUGACCCAAAGCAAGUGAUAGCCCUAGAAUCCCUAGACAUCCCCACAGCGAGGGACCCCUGCGGCCAACCCUCAUUCCACAAUGCCACCCUCUGCGACAACGCAAAGCCCUUCCGCCACCUAAUAUCCCUCCGCCUCGCCAACUGCUCAUCCUACCUCUCCCUCUCCUUCACCGCCCUCAAGGCCCUCUCCACCCUCCGCUCCCUCACCCUCCUCAACUGCCCCGCCGCCCCCACCCACCUCCCGCCGCAGCUGGCCACCUCCCUCACCUCCUUCACCUGCGUCAACAGCCUCCGCAAGGUCUCCGGCGUCUGGCUCUCCCAGCUCCAAAACCUAACCCACCUAACCGUCUCCGACGUCCAAGUGAAAGCCUCCGGCCCCUUCGUCAUCCUGGCUCACAUGUCCAAACUCACCUCCCUCACCAUCUCCAAUGCCAACCUCACCGGAUCCCUCCCCGGCCACCUCCACUCCAACCUCACACACAUCGAUUUCUCCCUAAACCACCUCAAAGGUUCCAUUCCCCCUUCCAUCACCAUGCUCCUAAACCUCCAAACCCUAAACCUCUCCUCCAAUGCCCUCUCCGGCCAGAUACCUCCCUCCAUUGGAGACCUUAUUUCCCUCCAAAACCUCUCCCUCGCUUCCAACUCCUUCUCCGGCUCCAUCCCCGAUUCCCUAUCCGCUCUACCAGAUUUACUUCACAUGGAUCUCAGCUCCAACCAGCUCAACGGCUCCAUCCCUAAGUUCAUUUCCCAAAUCAAAUCCCUCAGCUACUUGAAUCUCGCUAACAACAACCUUCGCGGCGUUCUUCCCUUCAACCUCUCCUUUAUCAACCGCUUGCAAGUCUUCAAGGUCGCUGGGAACAGCAACCUCUGUUAUAACCGUUCCGUCCUGUCUUCCAAGUUGAAGCUUCGGAUCUCUCCUUGCGAUAAGUUCGGAAUGCCGGUGUCUCCGCCGGCGAAGGAUUCCUCCGCCGAUGAUACCACUGACGACGAUUACGAUGAAACGGACGACGAGGGGAGUAGGCACAAGAAGGACCAUCAUCACGGACCUAACAAGUUCGUUCUCGGUGUCGCCAUUGCGCUCUCUUCCAUCGUCUUUCUCAUUGUUUUCUUGAUCUUGUGUUCCAAAUGUUGUCGUUAGAGCAAAUUUUGGUUUGGUUUCCGGGUUUUAGAUUAGGAAAAUUCAUCCAUUCGGUCCAGUGCUUGUUUCAUAUAUUUAUUAUUAUUAUUAUUAUUAUUAUUAUACAGUGGUUACACCAUUACAAGGUAGGCUUCAGAGGGAGAGGAAACAAAAUGAAAAUGUAACUGCCGAAACAAAAUUCGAAAAUAGAAGAAAAAAAAAAAUUGUUAAAUUUUGGUGAGGGGAUAUCUGUUAAAGGUGCAGUGUGGGAGGAGAGGAAAAUGAGGAACAAUUGCUUGUGCAAUGCAAUGGCUAGGUUUUAACACCGUAUUAUUCGUUGUUUGGAGUAAAAGGUGGAUGUGGAUGUGGUUUCUUGAACAUGUAUGUUACUUGGACUACAAGCGUUUGUUUUUCACACUUAUUAUUCAUAACGCUUUUCUCCUCA
Molecule: messenger RNA, 1758 nt
Organism: Cajanus cajan (pigeon pea)
Lineage: Eukaryota; Viridiplantae; Streptophyta; Magnoliopsida; Fabales; Fabaceae
Product: receptor-like protein 51
Molecular function (GO): protein binding
Source: RefSeq, a predicted model, not a curated record